AUGACGGUUCUCGGUGCUCUGCCUCUACAACGAUCGACAAUCUUACCUGAUCACCUCGCCUCACCUUAUCGGCUACAUCACCUUGCCAGCAACCUCACCUUGUCGGCAACCUCAGGUCUAGUGAUCUCAUGCUCGCUUCUCCUUAAAGAUUGCUUUGAAGUGUAUGCCCUAGUUCCAAGGCUUCUACGGGAAGAGGUGAUUAGCUUACUUCCAGUUUUGGCUACACUUACAUCUGUCUCCCCAAAGCUGCCUCUUGGUUAUCUAGCCAGAUUAUCUUUCAUAGAGGCCAAGAAAUUGAGUAACCCGCCUCUAUACCCGGUUGCUGGACUUGCUAUAGUUUAUGUUGUUUGUUUCACUUCAAGUUCAGUUGUUGCUUUAUUUACAAAUAUACCCGUUUUGUAUCAUUGUGAGUGGCGGGGAAUUGGAGGACUCUAUGCCUCUCUUUUACUCAUUCUCUACCACUUCAUAGAUGAUUAUGGCAGAUUUGGAGGUACAAUGAAGGCGAUAGUGUUGUGCAAUAUUGAUUGUUUCAAGCCCACGAGUGCAAUGGGGGUGGAAGCAUCCACCACAGCAGUUAUCAUCUUUUGUCUCCAAUCUGAAUUAGACCUCAAAAGAUAUCUUGCGAAAAGGUGGAGGGCAAAAUCGUCAUACACGGGAUACCUCUGUGGACAUGGAUGGGAACAUCGCAGAUUUAGAGAAGCCUCCAAAAGCACCUCCCACGAAGUGUGGUUUUGGUUUUUGCCUCUUUAA
This is a messenger RNA of Lactuca saligna, 750 nucleotides long. NCBI's taxonomy places the organism in Eukaryota, Viridiplantae, Streptophyta, Magnoliopsida, Asterales, Asteraceae. The record is from the annotation of a GenBank genome assembly.